AUGGUCAAUUGUCCUAUUUGUGGCAAGUCGGUAAAACAAGUCAACAUCAACAAUCACAUCGACUCGAAUUGUAUCGAAGAUGUCGAACAGGAAACCAAUCCCACUUCUGUCUCCCACUUCUUCAAAACACCCGUCGCAAAGCGCGACUCCUCCUCUUUCUUCUCGUCUUCCCAACCCGUCCCGUCUCCGAGUGAUUCUCGACCAACCUCGGUGAAACGAACAUUCGAUGUCGCCUCAACGCAACAACUCGACGGUCAUGCGCAAGUCAAAAGCGAAGAUACGACACAGAAUGGCCUUGAGCAUCAAAUGAGUAAAAAGACAAAGACCAAUGCAUUUGAGAAAGCUGCUCCGCUCGCUGAGCGGAUGCGGCCCAAGACCCUUGACGAUGUCUGUGGUCAGGACCUUGUCGGUCCGACGGGAGUUUUGCGCGGGUUGAUUGAACAAGAUCGCGUUCCGAGCAUGAUUCUUUGGGGGGGCACGGGAACGGGCAAAACGACCAUCGCCCGAGCCGUCGCAAGCAUGGUUGGGAGCAGAUUCGUCGAGAUCAAUAGCACAAGUUCGGGCGUGGCCGAGUGUAAAAAGAUAUUCGCCGAGGCAAAGAGCGAGUUGGGUCUGACUGGUCGCAAGACCAUCAUCUUCUGCGACGAGAUCCAUCGGUUCUCGAAGAGUCAGCAGGAUGUCUUUCUCGGCCCUGUCGAGGCAGGCCAUGUCACGCUGAUCGGUGCCACGACCGAGAAUCCCUCGUUCAAAGUCCAGAAUGCGCUUCUCUCGCGCUGUCGGACGUUCACGUUGCAGAAACUCUCCGAUGCGAACAUAUGUGACAUCCUCAAUCGCGCACUCGAGGCCGAAUGGCAUACUUACAGCCCUUCAGCUCUCGUCGAUGAGGAGCUGAUCAAGUAUCUGGCAGCCUUCGCGGAUGGCGACGCUCGCACGGCGCUGAACCUCCUCGAACUUGCCAUGCAACUAUCCCGGCGCCCUAACAUGGACGUGGACACGCUGAAACAAUCCCUUACAAAAACCCUAGUCUACGACCGCGCAGGUGACCAGCACUAUGACACGAUCUCGGCAUUCCACAAAUCCGUACGCGGCUCGGAUCCGGACGCGGCCCUGUACUAUCUGGCCCGCAUGCUUCAAUCCGGCGAGGAUCCCUUGUAUAUUGCACGGCGCAUGAUCGUCAUCGCCUCCGAGGAUGUCGGGUUGGCAGACAACUCGCUUUUGCCGCUUGUGACGGCCGCAUACACCGCCGCCGAGAAAGUCGGCAUGCCCGAAGCCAGAAUCAAUCUCGCACAUGCGACCGUGGCAUUAUGUCUCGCACCCAAGUCGACCAAGGCGUACAGGGGACUCGCGAACGCGAUGCACGCGCUCUCAGAACCGGGCGUCGCGGGUCUGCCAAUCCCGAUCCAUCUACGCAAUGCGCCGACAAGGUUGAUGAAGGAGUUAGGAUAUGGCCAAGAGUACAAAUAUAAUCCGGACUAUGUGGAUGGACGGGUCAAACAGGAGUAUCUCCCGGAGGCACUGAGGGGGAGGAGGUUCUUGGAAGAUCGCGAUUUAGGCGACAGAGUCGAUGAGGAUUUGAUCCAAGAGGAAAUCGGAACGAAGCAGGAUGAUGUUGAGUUGGUUGAUGUCGAACUGAAGCAAGAAGAACCCGGUGGAAAUGGUGAUGCCUGGAAUUGA
Rhinocladiella mackenziei CBS 650.93 is the source of this 1674-nucleotide messenger RNA. RefSeq lists its product as uncharacterized. Gene Ontology annotation, biological process: regulation of DNA repair; DNA-templated DNA replication; DNA repair. Bases 1 to 1674 code for a protein of 557 amino acids. The transcript has a single exon. The record is from RefSeq and is a predicted model, not a curated record. Gene Ontology annotation, molecular function: enzyme activator activity; ATP binding; DNA binding. Gene Ontology annotation, cellular component: nucleus. NCBI's taxonomy places the organism in Eukaryota, Fungi, Ascomycota, Eurotiomycetes, Chaetothyriales, Herpotrichiellaceae.